This is a messenger RNA of Rosa rugosa (rugosa rose), 1880 nucleotides long. RefSeq names its product receptor-like cytoplasmic kinase 176. The record is from RefSeq and is a predicted model, not a curated record. The transcript is spliced from 6 exons. Lineage: Eukaryota; Viridiplantae; Streptophyta; Magnoliopsida; Rosales; Rosaceae. The coding region runs from base 267 to 1613 and encodes 448 amino acids. Gene Ontology annotation, biological process: protein phosphorylation. Gene Ontology annotation, molecular function: protein kinase activity; ATP binding.
AGGAAUAAGUCCAAGUCACAAAAGUCCCAUAUUCCCAUAUAAGAUGGUAGGCUAUAGUCCUAUUUGUCUAUGCCCUUAGUUAAGCUUCUCCUGCUUGGCUAUUUCUUGGUUCUUUCUCCUCCCUUUUCCAGGAACCUUGGUGAAUCACAUCAUAUAAUAUCUGCGUCUAUCCGAAUAUGCCUAACUAGUUAGACUUCAGAAACGUACUGCAGAAUACAGAUCGACUGAACGAUCGACUAGUGCUAGCUGUGAUCGAUAUCAUCGCGAUGGGAAACUGUUUUGGAGCUCGUGUGAACAAUCAUACCAGCCUACCCUCCACUAAGGCGCUUAGCCCGCCUGAAACAAUGUUAGACAUUAAAGGCAGCAAAAAAGAUGGAUUAGAAGCUGGAAGAAGAAGAAUGAUCGACUCCAAGAAUGAGAGCAGUGAAAUAGUGAUCCCGAGAAUUACUAGUGUUAAAGAUCGUCAGAGAGCUGUAGCUGAGGAGAAUAAGAAAAACUCAGAAACGGAAACUCAUAAGCUUCCAUGUCCGGAUCCAAGUACUACCGGAAGGAUCGUGAAGCCCAACUUGAAAGAGUUUACGUUUGCGGCGUUGAAGAAGGCGACCCGAGACUUUAAACCGGACACGAUUCUUGGGGAGGGAGGUUUUGGGAGGGUUUUCAAGGGGUGGGUGGACGAGAACACGUACGCGCCGUCUAGGGCAGGCAUCGGUAUGGCCGUCGCCGUCAAGAAAUCCAACCCUGAUAGCUUUCAAGGCCAGCAAGAAUGGGAGGCGGAGGUCAAUUUCUUGGGGAAGUAUUUGCAUCCAAACGUUGUUAGGUUAUUGGGAUAUUGUUGCGAGGAAGAUCAAUUUCUGCUUGUGUACGAGUAUAUGCAGAAAGGAAGCUUGGAAAACCAUCUCUUCAGAAAAGGUCAAGAACCACUUUCAUGGGAUUUAAGGCUUAAAAUAGCAAUCGGAGCUGCGCGAGGUCUUGCAUUCUUGCACACCUCUGAAAAAGUAAUCUACCGCGACUUCAAGGCCUCCAAUAUUUUGCUGGAUCCGGACUACAAUGCAAAACUUUCAGAUUUCGGGUUGGCAAAGCUCGGACCAAUAAAUGGAAACUCGCACGUAACAACACGUAUCAUUGGUACUUAUGGCUACGCAGCUCCGGAAUAUGUCGCAACCGGACAUCUGUACGUAAAAAGCGACGUGUACGGUUUCGGCGUGGUGUUACUGGAGAUGUUGACCGGACGACGAGCUCUCGACACUAACAAACCGGCCGGUGAGACCAAUUUGGUGGAGUGGGCGAGGCCUUCUCUUCUUAAGAAAAAAGAGCUGAAGAAGAUGAUGGACCCAAAGCUUGGAGAUCAAUACUCUAUAAAAGGUGCACACCAAGCAGCUGAGCUUAUUUACAAGUGCCUAGAAUCUGAUCCAAAAGACAGGCCAUCCAUGGUAGAAGUAUUGGCAGUUCUAGAGAGGGUCAAUGCCGUUAAGGAGAAACCAAAAGGCACAAAACUUAAUGUCAGAAGACAAGAAGGAAGUUCAGCACGCCAACACCAAUUCACAAGUCACAAGUCUCCAAUUCACCAAAAGAAUGGUGGCAAUGGUGUAACUUCUCAAGCUCGGCCACACUAGUAGUUCAUUCUUAUGGCACAGCGUCAGAAAUAGUCAUUGUAGUUUUGGGUAAUUGUCAAUGUAUCUUUCAGGAGGUAGAUAAGUUUUCAAUUAAUAACGCCUUUACGGUGAAGAUAGAUUCUAGCAAUUUGUGUCCAAAUGUCCAAAUUUGGUUGCUAGCUCCAGCACUCUGUAUAUGAUUGUUUACUAUGGUAUUGUUGUUAACCUUAGAGACGAUUGCUAUACUUUGUAGUUUGUUAUAUAGUCUUCAUUGACAUUCUAUUUUUU